AGGAAGAAGACUGAAAGGAGCACCUACGGCUCCGUAUAGAGUGGAACGCAAUGGAGGCAAUGAGCGCUAACACCAAAAUAGUUAUAAUAGGAUGCGGUAUAUCCGGAAUAUCUGCGGCUCACGGGCUCUUUACAGCUGGAUUUCACAAUGUGCGGAUACUGGAGGCGACAGCGAGGAGCGGAGGAAGAAUCAAAACUGGAGCUUUAGGUGAUAGGAUAGUUGAAAUUGGGGCAAACUGGAUCCACGGACCAUGCAAGGAGAACCCAGUGUUUUGUUUGGCCCAGCAGUACGGACUCCUGGACCCAGAGGCCCUCACCCCCGAAAACCAGGCCAUGGACGUCGGAGGACACCCCCCCUGGGUACCCAACUUCUUCAGCAGUUCAGGUCGGAAGCUCAAUGCUGCGGACGUCUUUCCUGCUCUGGAGAUGUUUGCUGAGUUGCUGAAUGAAGGUUCAGAAUUUCAAAAUCAAGGAGGAGAACCCUUCUCCAAUAUGGGAGACUUCAUCCGGUCAGAGGUGCAACAACGAUCAGAAGAGAAAUGGAAAGAUAUCGACGCAGACACCAGAUCUCUGCAGCUGUGUACGAUCAGCAACAUGCUGAAGGUGGAGUGCAGCGUUAACGGGGCCCACAGUUUGGAUGAGGUGGGCCUGGGGGCCUAUGGCCUUUAUAAGACUCUUCCUGGACUGGACUGUACAUUCCCAGGCGGCUUUGAAGGUAUCGUCAAAAACUUGUUAUCGGAGCUUCCCGGGGGUUUGGUGUCGUACAGUCGGCCAGUGCGCCGUGUCCACUGGAGCAACUCGGAGAAGAGGGAAAACCCUGUGGAAGUUGAGUGUGAUGAUGGGGAGAAGAUCACUGCCGACCAUGUUAUUGUCACAGUACCUCUAGGAUACCUGAAGAAGCACCAUUCAACCCUGUUUGAUCCUCCUCUCCCGCUGCACAAGCUGCACUCCGUCCAGAGACUGGGUUUCGGAACAAACAAUAAAAUAUUUGUGGAGUUCGAUUCCCCGUGGUGGGACGCUGACUGUGAGGUCAUCCACCUUAUAUGGGAAGAUGAGGAUGCUGUUGUGGACAUGGUGCCAGACGUUCAGGGAUCCUGGAUAAAGAAGCUGUUUGGCUUCACUGUGCUGAAACCCACUGAAAGGUAUGGACAUGUGCUCUGUGGCUGGAUAGCUGGACAUGAGUCAGAGCACAUGGAGACACUGACUGAGCAAGAGGUCACACAUGCUGUCACACAACUCAUCCGUAGGUUUACAGGGAACCCGACCGUCAGCCCGAGGAGAGUCCUGCGCUCCCAGUGGUUCCAUGACCCCUGGACAUGCGGCUCCUACAGUUACCCUGGAAAAGGCUGUUCGGAGCAGGACCUGGAGAACAUGAGGGAGCCCCUACCUGUGAAGGGAUCCCAGUCAAAACCCCUGCAGGUGCUGUUCGCUGGAGAGGCUACUCAUCCCUGCUUCUACUCCACCGUCCAUGGAGCUCUUCUCAGUGGGAGGAGAGAAGCGGAUCGGCUCAUCUCUCACUACUCCUCCGUCAGUGAGCCGCUCAAGUCCAAGCUUUAAAAGAAAAAUGCUGCAUUGACAAGAAGAGUUGAUUGUGUAGAAGCUGCUGUUUAUAUAUGUUUGUCACUUAAAAAAUCGGAAAGUUCCCGAGAGUGAAGCACUGUAUAGUUUGAUUUCAAUACUGAAUUUGAUAAAGUUUUCAGAUUAUCAAUUGAUUUUAACUUAGAAGUUCAUCUAGUCAAUGAAUUGAUUAAUUAACACAUUUCUUUUUCAUUUGUACUGCUUUUGAUUCAUUUUGAAUUAUAAUGUGAAAUGUAAGUGGUUCUAGAAAAGUGUUGAAGAACAUAAAGGAAUUUGUGUUUAUAUUAAUGUGUCAUUAAAAAUGACAAGCCAAAGCGGUCAAGUGAAAAACUUAAAGACGCAAACAUCACAAAAAAUAUCAUGUAAUAAGAAGAAGUUGGCAAAGUCAGAAUAACAUGUGUAUGUGGAUUUCAUAAAGUCAAACCUACUGUGAAAUGUAUUGACGGUGUAAGCAUCCAGCUGAGAUCAGCAACAUGGAUGCUGAGAAAUGACAGACUAAAGAAGAUUGUGGCCUUAUCUUAUAUUAUACAUUAGUAUUAUUACCAUACCAAGAGUAUUCCGCAGGAAGAAAAACACUCAGGGUGAACUCAGAAGGUUUAGAUGAGAAGAUAUUAGUCUGAAGAUUCUAUAAUCCGUCAGGGUCAGAGAAGCUUGAUGACACUUGAUUUUCUCUCUGUUCUGUUUUGAGUGUGAAUGUGGUCUGUGACUCAUUUUGUGAUUCUGACGUUGAGCGCUGCCUUUGUCUAUGAAAACAAGAAGUCAUUAAAACAAAAUAAAUGUU
This is a messenger RNA of Limanda limanda (common dab), 2358 nucleotides long. RefSeq names its product peroxisomal N(1)-acetyl-spermine/spermidine oxidase-like. Bases 51 to 1556 code for a protein of 501 amino acids. NCBI's taxonomy places the organism in Eukaryota, Metazoa, Chordata, Actinopteri, Pleuronectiformes, Pleuronectidae. The transcript has 10 exons. Gene Ontology annotation, molecular function: polyamine oxidase activity. The record is from RefSeq and is a predicted model, not a curated record.